CCGCUCCCGCCCGGGGCCCGGCCCCGCCAUGGCCGCCGACAGCAGCAAGCAGUUCUGGAAGCGGAGUGCCAAGCUGCCGGGGAGCAUUCAGCCUGUCUACGGAGCCCAGCACCCGCCACUGGAUCCCCGGCUCACUAAAAACUUCAUCAAGGACCGCUCCAAGGUCAACGCACUGCCCCUGAAGAGCAAGAAGGCCUCUAGCUUCCACGAGUUUGCCCGCAACACCAGCGAUGCCUGGGACAUUGGCGAUGAUGAAGACGAAGACUUCUCCUUCCAGACCCUGAACUCAAAAGUGGCCAAGGCCACAGCAGCCCAGGUCCUGGAGAACCACAGCAAGCUGCGGGUGAAGCCUGAGCGGACCCCAUCUGCACUGAACGAGAUGCCAACCAACUGUAAAGUCAUCAAAUCCAGCAGUGAAGCCCAGCUCUCCAGAACAUCUGAGGACACCUGUGUGCGGAACCCACUCCACAAGCAGCAGUCUCUCCCACUCAGGCCCAUCAUCCCGCUUGUCGCCCGCAUCUCUGACCAAAAUGCCUCAGGGGCUCCUCCAAUGACUGUGCGAGAGAAAACCCGUCUGGAGAAGUUCCGGCAGCUCCUGUCCAACCACAGUACGGACCUGGAUGAGCUGAGGAAGUGCAGCUGGCCUGGUGUGCCCAGGGAGGUCCGACCUGUGACAUGGCGGCUCCUGUCGGGCUACCUCCCCGCCAACAUGGAACGGCGGAAGCUGACUUUGCAGCGUAAACGGGAGGAGUACUUUGGCUUCAUUGAGCAGUAUUAUGAUUCCCGGAAUGAGGAGCAUCAUCAGGACACCUACCGGCAGAUCCACAUCGACAUUCCAAGGACCAACCCUCUCAUUCCACUCUUCCAGCAGCCACUAGUCCAGGAGAUCUUCGAAAGAAUCCUGUUCAUCUGGGCCAUCCGACACCCAGCCAGCGGCUAUGUCCAGGGAAUAAAUGACCUGGUCACUCCAUUCUUUGUCGUGUUCCUCUCCGAAUAUGUUGAGGAGGACGUGGAGAACUUUGACGUGACGAAUCUGUCACAGGAUGUGUUACGCAGCAUUGAGGCCGACAGCUUCUGGUGCAUGAGCAAGCUGCUGGACGGGAUACAGGACAACUACACCUUUGCACAGCCAGGGAUCCAGAAGAAGGUCAAAGCACUGGAGGAGCUGGUGAGCCGGAUCGAUGAGCAGGUACACAAUCACUUUAGGAAGUACGAAGUCGAAUACCUGCAGUUUGCCUUUCGCUGGAUGAACAAUCUGCUAAUGAGGGAGCUCCCUCUGCGCUGCACCAUCCGCCUCUGGGACACCUACCAGUCAGAGCCGGAAGGAUUCUCCCAUUUCCAUCUGUACGUCUGCGCCGCCUUCUUGAUCAAGUGGCGGAAGGAGAUCCUAGAUGAGGAGGACUUUCAGGGUCUUCUCAUGUUAUUACAAAACCUACCCACAAUACAUUGGGGCAACGAAGAGAUCGGUCUCCUCCUCGCUGAAGCCUACAGACUCAAGUACAUGUUUGCGGACGCCCCCAAUCACUACCGCCGAUAGGUGCCAGGACUCGGCCCCUCCCCCACACUCGGCCCCUUCCUCUGGCCUGAUCUAAUCACUGUGGCAUUUUGUCGUGAAAGUCCUCAGACACUGGCCAGGAGCCACUGCUCACUGUACAAAGCUCCCAUCGACUUGUCUUAACUCUCAGUGUGCCUGCCUGCCACUCCGUGCACGUGGAUGUGCCACUCCAGCUACCAUCAGUAUUUCAUACCGUGCCAGUGGCCUGAGUCUGGGGAGGAGCAGAAAAGGAGCCAGGAGGGGGCAGUUCCUGCAGCUUGAAGACUAAACUGAGCCGAGGACUGGAAGGCCCCAGGCCUGGUCCAGCUGUGACCGACUGUCUUAGCCUUGCUGACUUUUGUUAACCCACUCAAGCACAGACACACCCCAUCCCCGCACGCAGCACUCCCCCAGCUGGGUCCAUUCCCCCUUCAGAUGCCGUUCGAUCCAGGUCCCGGAUGAAAUGCCUUACCAGAGACUCGCCCCAGCUGGAAGCCUUUUCAGGGGAUGGCCAUGCUGUAGGACGCAAGCAGCUCUCAGGGCCUCGCUUUGCUCCACGUGUCUGAAGAAUUGCAGCACUUCAAGGGUUAACAAGAGACACACACUCCCUUCCCGUGCAGCACGCCAAUACGCGUGUGGCAUGAGUACACGUGUUUGGGGGAGGGGGGAAUGGCUGACCCAUCCACGCACAGUCCUGGAUGAUGCGCGUCAACUCCUGUGAAUAACCAGUCAAAUCUGCUGUUGGCACAGCCCCUCCAGGGCAGGGGAGGGUGGAGGGGCUGUGCCACUGGAAACCCCCUUCCCAUGACAACACUCCUCCUCCAAGGCGUUCUGUGUAUAUGGUGUUCUUGUGUAUAUGGGUAUCAGAUGUACAAUAUACGUCCUCUGUUUGUAGCAGAUAUGAUUUUAUAUUUAUAAUGUGCGUCCCAUGCGUGUAAAGCCAGCCUAGGUACGAGUACAGUAGGGCUCCGGUCUCCUCGGCAUGGCGGGUUUUGGAGCUGUAGGCACUUCUGCACUAGCACAUUUGAAGAAAUGAGGGUUUAUUUUCUAUCAGGAAAACUUGACUUAAAAAUCUGUCUCGAGGCCCCCCAAGGUGCAAGAGGGGUUUCAAGGAGAGGGAGGAGCUUGCCGUGGCUGGAAGAACUCAGUACUCAGCCAUGCUCUUUUCAGCCCAGCCUCCAGUGAUCUCCGCCCAAGCGCUCCAGUGUGGCUCUGGUCACCUCUGCUGCCUUGGGUCAUUACUGUACCAUGCUGGAGGCCUCUUGUUUGGAGAGCAGUGAGCAUCAGUCUGCUUCCCCCAGCUUUUCUCCCUCCCCUGCCCCACGGUGUUGUCCCAUCAGGUCUUUAGGGACGUGAAGAGAAAGAGCCGUCCCCUCUUGCACGUCUCUGCACACUCCCGGGGAGCAGUGGGAACAGCGGUGGCCUCUCCCCAGACUCCCCACCCCUUUUCCUGACCCCGACCCCCCUCCUUGCCUCCAUGUGCUUUUAAGGAAACCAGUUUUGAAUGUUUUAAGGUAACACUUUAGUCCUGCCCGGAAACGGGAUCCCCUCAGUGCCAAGCAGUGUGGGGCACAUUCCUCCCCAUGGGUUGCUUCCUGCUGGCAUGACCUUGGCUCAUCUCCUCAGGAGCCUCUGAUAACUGUGUUUCUCAGAAAGAGGCAGUCCCAGGGGCUUCAAGUCAGAUAAGCAGCCCCAGAGAGGCCGGAAGGUGUGGGCGCGUGUGAGAGAGCCUUGUUGCCAAUAAAACUCCAACCAGUGUCUCAAGAGUUGCUUUCCUAACCUGGAGUUGUUUUCUCAGGCAUUUGGACUUGAUUUUGUGUGCGUGCGUGUGUGUGUGUGCGUGCCUUUUGUUGUUUUCUGGGAGAGAGCGACCUGGUGGUCAUUAGUUUAACAUGACUAAUUAAAAAACCAACAAUGA
Gavialis gangeticus (Gharial) is the source of this 3452-nucleotide messenger RNA. It is a transcript of the gene TBC1D22B, whose product is annotated as TBC1 domain family member 22B. Bases 29 to 1537 code for a protein of 502 amino acids. NCBI's taxonomy places the organism in Eukaryota, Metazoa, Chordata, Crocodylia, Gavialidae. Gene Ontology annotation, biological process: activation of GTPase activity. The transcript has 13 exons. Gene Ontology annotation, molecular function: GTPase activator activity. The record is from RefSeq and is a predicted model, not a curated record.